This is a messenger RNA of Athalia rosae (coleseed sawfly), 1363 nucleotides long. It is a transcript of the gene Fdh, whose product is annotated as alcohol dehydrogenase class-3. Gene Ontology annotation, molecular function: S-(hydroxymethyl)glutathione dehydrogenase [NAD(P)+] activity; zinc ion binding. The transcript is spliced from 7 exons. NCBI's taxonomy places the organism in Eukaryota, Metazoa, Arthropoda, Insecta, Hymenoptera, Athaliidae. The record is from RefSeq and is a predicted model, not a curated record. Gene Ontology annotation, biological process: formaldehyde catabolic process. Gene Ontology annotation, cellular component: cytosol. Bases 120 to 1253 code for a protein of 377 amino acids.
CUACGCGUGACAUUAGCGUAUACCCAUUCUUCAGUCAACGGCCUAUAUUACACAACCAGAUAAGGUCAAGCACAACCGACAACCUGUCGUUCAGUUGAUCUUUAUCAUCCGACUUCGCCAUGGCAGAUACCGCUGGAAAAGUAAUCAAAUGUAAAGCUGCAGUAGCAUGGGCAGAGAAGCAGCCACUUACAUUUGAAGAAAUUGAAGUUGCUCCACCCAAAGCACAUGAAGUGCGUCUGAAGAUCGUGGCCACUGCAUUGUGUCACACCGAUGCCUAUACUUUAGGAGGUUUGGAUCCGGAAGGUUUAUUUCCAUGUGUACUUGGUCAUGAGGGAGCUGGAAUUGUAGAAAGUGUUGGCGAAGGAGUCACAGAAUUCCAGCCAGGUGAUCAUGUAGUCCCACUAUAUAUCCCACAGUGCGGCGAAUGCAAAUUCUGCAAGUCACCCAAGACCAAUUUAUGUGGCAAAAUACGCCUUACUCAAGGCAAAGGCGUUAUGCCCGAUGGUACAUCUCGUUUCACUUGCAAGGGCAAGACUCUUGCUCAUUUCAUGGGCUGCUCCACAUUCAGUGAAUACACGGUUGUUGCAGAUAUUUCAAUUGCCAAGAUUGAUCACGAGAUACCAUUGGAUAAAGUUUGCUUGCUGGGAUGUGGUGUGCCUACUGGCUAUGGAGCUGCACUAAAUACUGCAAAGGUGGAGCCAGGCAGUACAUGCGCUAUUUGGGGAUUAGGUGCUGUUGGCUUAGCAGUUGCUCUUGGCUGCAAGGCAGCCGGAGCUUCACGUAUCAUUGGAAUCGAUGUCAAUAUUGAGAAAUUUGAAAAAGCUAAAAUCUUCGGUUGUACUGAAUUUGUAAACCCCAAAGAUUAUGACAAACCAAUCCAGGAAGUGCUUGUAGAGCUCACCGACGGUGGUCUCGAUUAUACUUUUGAAUGUGUUGGCAAUGUGAAUACAAUGAGGGCGGCUCUGGAAGCUUGCCACAAAGGGUGGGGUACAUCGGUAAUUGUUGGAGUAGCUGGGGCUGGACAAGAGAUUAGUACUCGUCCAUUCCAGUUAGUAACAGGACGAGUUUGGAAAGGAACUGCGUUCGGCGGGUGGAAGUCGCGAGAGAGUAUGCCUAAGCUCAUCAGCGAUUAUAAAUCAAAAAAACUACUCCUGGAUGAGUUUGUGACGCACAAUCUUCCUUUUGAUAAAAUCAACGAAGGUUUCGAUCUGCUUCAUGCUGGAAAGUGCUUGAGAGCUGUCUUGCACCUGUAAGAUGCAUUUACUUUCCGACGCCAAGGAUCAACGUACCAUUGUGCAUUCAUAAAAAAAGUGGAACAAAAUACUAUUUGCAAAAUAAAUAUUUCAUUUUGAUGAUACAAUAA